UUUCGCCGCGGUGAGGCGAAGCUGAUGCGGGGGACGGCGAAUCGACAGCUUUCCGGCCGCCGCUGCCGCUGCCGCUGCCUUUCUUUUUCCUCCUCUCCCUCUCCCUCUCCCUCUCCCUCAUGGACUCAGGCGAUACGGUCCGCCGCCGACCUGGGCCGCCCCCGCCGGGCCCUGGCUUUGUACGCCGACAUGCCGCGCUCCGGCUACUGCCCCGACCCCUUCGCCGCCGCCGUCGCCCUCAAGGCUUGCGGGCGAAUCGCCUCCAAACUCAUUGCCGCCUCCAUCCACUGCCAACUACACAAGCUCGGCUUCCACUCCCACGUCUACCCUCAGACCGCUCUCGCCGACUUCUACUCUAAGUUCGAAGGAAUGGAAGCCGCGCGGAAGCUGUUCGAUGAAAUUCCGGUGAAAAAUGUCGUCUCGUGGAACUCGAUCCUUUCGAUGUAUUUGAGAGCAGGGGAACUAGAGCUCGCUCGGAGAACGUUCCACGAAAUGCCUGUUAGAGAUGUUGUGUCAUGGAACUCGAUCAUAUCAGGAUACGCCAAAGCUGGGGACAUGGACACUGCUGCAGAAUUGUUCGACCGAAUGCCCGAGAGGAAUUCUGCAUCUUGGAAUGGGAUGAUCAGUGGAUACAUUAACCGAGGAGAUAUGGGGAUGGCACGGGAGUUCUUCGAUGAAAUGCCUAUUAGGAACAAUGUUUCAUGGAUUGCAAUGAUAUCUGGAUACACAAAGUGUGGUGACGUUGUAUCUGCAAGGAAUAUAUUUAAUCAGAUCGAAAAGAAGGAUCUUUACAUAUGGAAUGCGAUGAUUGCUUGCUAUGCGCAGAACGGAUGCCCCACAGAGGCCAUUCAGUCAUUCAACAGGAUGAGGAAGCUCGAUUCAGGUGUCGAACUGGAUGAGAUGACUUUUUCGAGCGUUAUAUCAUCCUGUUCACAGUUGGGGAACUUGAGGUUUGGAUUGUGGAUUGAGCAGUAUAUGCACCUGCUAGGAAUUGAAUUGGACGAUCACUUGAGAACUGCUUUUAUUGAUUUAUACUCAAAAUGUGGUCGCUUGGAGAAAUCCUUUGAGCUGUUUGCAGAAUUGAGGAAGAGGGAUAUAGUGUCUUAUAGUGCAAUGAUUAUGGGCUGUGGCAUCAACGGGAGAUCUAAUGAUGCGGUUGAAUUGUUUCAGAGGAUGUUAGGUGAAAAAAUUCUGCCUAAUUCAGUGACUUUUAUUGGGCUUCUUUCGGCAUAUAACCAUGCUGGUUUGGUUGAGGAAGGCUACAGGUGUUUUGCUUCCAUGUCCAAAAAAUAUAAAAUUGCACCAAUGGUAGAUCACUAUGCAAUCAUAGUGGACCUUCUUGGUCGUAAGGGUAGGUUGGAUGAAGCAUACCAAUUGAUCAGAAAAAUGCCGAUGCAACCUCAUGUCGGCAUUUGGGGAGCCUUGCUUAUGGCUUCUAGGCUUCAUGGCAACAUAGAACUUGGAGAGAUUGCUGCAAGGAAUUGCUUUAAGAUGGAGCCUAAAGAGAUUGGAUACUAUAUUCUUUUAGCCCGUCUCUAUACUGAAGUUGGGAAAAUCAGCAAGGCUGAGAAAGUGAGGAAGAUGGUAGAAGAAAAAGGAUUAUCUAAGACACCAGGAUGUAGCUGGGUAGAAUGAACUGCAAACCAGGAACAACUGAUUCAGGGGGCUCAUGUGACAGCUACAAAUUACCGUGAUCUCGUUUAAACAUUCUUUAGUCAUAAAAUGCAUAGUUUGUGAAGUUCCUUAUUGCUAACAUUAGCAGUUCUCUGCAAAGGAUUGCUUUUGAGAGCAAAUAAUGAUUUACUUUUGCAUUCCAUGGAGGAAUUGCGAACCGAGCGUGCAUCUUGGGUUGUUAUGACAGUGUUUACAUAGAUAACUGACCCAAAAUCUUUAGCAGGCACGAAGAAUGGUAGCAUACAAGUUUUUUAUGAUCUAAUUUUGUGGUGGUGACCAAUUCUUUUAAACGAUUCCUGCAAACGCCAACACUCAAGCAAUCAGUCUCUUAUGGGUAAGGGAAAUAUCAGGCUGCAUAUUCAAUUGGAAAAGCCAAGUGACAAAAAUCGUUUACCUGUAAUAACUUACUCCAACUUGAAUAAAGAAGCAUGAAUUCUUCUUCUUUAGUUUUGUGCCAAUAUCAGCAAAAAUUCUCGAUAUGAAUUAUGCCAGAUUCAAGUUUGAACUGGUCUUAAGUACCUGCAGCAGAUUCAAUUGGAGAGAGGCCAAAUCAGAUGAAUAAAUUGUUGCCAAAAACCAAUCAAUCGAGGUAGUAGUCUCGCAUAUAUGAAAAAUUCAGACUUUUAACUCCAAGUUGUGGUUGUUUUAUGUUUUGUCUGAAACUAGAAAAUGAUUUAAUAUUAGCAUUGUGAUUCAUAUAAGCUUUGGAGGAUCUGGUUCAGAUGGAUACUUUCGUCAAGGAAGAUAUAGAUCUUACAAGUUUUAGUUUACUUGGAUGGAUAGUUAGGAGGGGGAAGGAGAGGAGAAGGAAAAGCAAUACAGAAAUUAUAUCUAUGCUUCCUCUUCUGAGGGAAUCUUUAUUAUAACUUCAGAUUUUAAGUUGUGAUCUCAUCAACUUAAUGUUAGAUCUUCAAUAUCCAAAUUGCUCAA
This is a messenger RNA of Zingiber officinale, 2604 nucleotides long. Its product is annotated as pentatricopeptide repeat-containing protein At4g22760-like. The transcript is spliced from 2 exons. The coding region runs from base 25 to 1635 and encodes 536 amino acids. Gene Ontology annotation, molecular function: RNA binding; protein binding. Gene Ontology annotation, biological process: RNA modification. NCBI's taxonomy places the organism in Eukaryota, Viridiplantae, Streptophyta, Magnoliopsida, Zingiberales, Zingiberaceae. The record is from RefSeq and is a predicted model, not a curated record.